Trichoplax adhaerens is the source of this 2658-nucleotide messenger RNA. RefSeq lists its product as uncharacterized. NCBI's taxonomy places the organism in Eukaryota, Metazoa, Placozoa, Uniplacotomia, Trichoplacea, Trichoplacidae. The record is from RefSeq and is a predicted model, not a curated record. The transcript is spliced from 6 exons. Gene Ontology annotation, molecular function: NAD+ poly-ADP-ribosyltransferase activity; transcription corepressor activity. Gene Ontology annotation, biological process: negative regulation of gene expression. Gene Ontology annotation, cellular component: nucleus; cytoplasm. Bases 1 to 2658 code for a protein of 885 amino acids.
AUGGAUAAGAAAGAUUGUCCCUAUGCAUUCAUCUGCCAUCAUCAAAUUAAAAUUCAAUGUAAUCCAUUGAACAAGGAAACUAUUCUGAACAAGAUUUACGAGAUAUUACACUCGAUCACUGUUAGAAAAGACCAUUUUAUUAGUAAGAGUUCUAAAUUAGGAAGAUUUUUGAUAUCUGGCCAAAGUCAAAUGAAAUUGAAACAUUUGCUAGAUCUAAAUAGCUGUUUAGCUAUCGCUCUAGACGAAAACCACCGAAGUAGAUCAAACACACAACGCAUCAAUAUUAACUUGCUUUUAGGAACAAUUGAAAAAGAGGGAGCAAAAAAUGCAGAUGUUAUUGUGAAUUCUAUAAGUCUGCGAAAUUAUGCAUCAGGUGCCAUCGCCAAAGCAUUAUAUACAGCUGGUGGUAAGCAAUAUCACUCUGAAUGCAAAACUCAGUUAGAUUCUUUAGGAGCUGAAGAUAUUGGAAGCACCAGUGGAAGCUUUUUUGGCUGUAAAAAAGUGUAUCAUAUUCCAUUCUUAAGCUCUUGCAAAUCUAUCUCAUGGUUAAAGGACAAGUUAAAAUGUUGCCUAGAAAAAGCUAAUAAAGAAUCGAUGAAAUCGAUAGCAAUUCCCGCUAUUGGAAUUGGUAAGAUUGGGUUACAGAUCGAUCAGGUGAUUCCGGGUAUGUUUGAUGUGAUUUCAAACUACUCACAUCAGCAUAAAAAUAACACUUCCUUGAAAACAGUUUAUUUUGUUACUCUACCAACUCAAACUGAUCAUCAUCGACAAUUCAGAGCUUUACUACGUGAUAGAAAUGAUAGCUUAAUUGGACAGCAAGAUCAACUUAUAGCAACAUCAGAUACUAUGCAAUGCCCUGACAAUACUGUAACAGCUACAAUAUCGGCAGCUAUACCAUUCAAUCAAAUACAUGAUCACAAAACGAUUCCAUUAGUUACAAAGAGUAGUAAUAGCAAUGUUGUACAUAAAUCUAAUCUUAGCUACGAGCUUUAUUUCACCGUUCACUGCUAUAAUGAAAGUAAAUGUAAACUAUUCCGUGUUAACCUCUAUCAUGGAAAUAUUAUGGGAGCUACAACAAAAUCUAUUCUCGAUAUGACAGCAUUAUGCGAUCAACAUCGCCAAUUAAAGACAUUAGAUGGUAUAAUGGAGAGUAAUAGUCCACAGCAUACAUUGAAAACUUUGCAGUAUUUACCUAAUUUCCAUUCCAAUUAUAAUUUAUAUCAAAUAUGCCCAUACGGAUGUUUAACAGGUGUAAAUCAAUUAUUAAAAUCUAUUAGUACCUAUGGAGAUCAAUCUGUAUCACUCCCAUUACCAGGUAUAGAAUUCAACGAAGAGCAUACUUAUCAGAUAUUCAAAGCGAUAGAAUUGUUUCUCACUAACAACGAUCAUAAUGGGAACAGGCUAGAUUGUAUCGAUUUUGCCUUAGGCUCUAAGGAUCGAGUUGAAGAGAUUGCAACGUGGAUAAGAGAAGAGAUUACUAAAUCAAGAUUAAAAUUGCGAUGGGAAAUAACUUUUAAUAGGACAAAACAGCAAAAUGGUUUCAAAAUAAUUUACGUAUCUAAAUUCUUUACCAAAAUGAACCAGCUGCAAUCAAUCAUCAAUGAAUAUGGUCAGAGUUGGGGAUCUUUUGAAAUUGCUGACGAUGAUUACUUUAUCCAUGUUGACAAAAAUCGUUGGCAUCAAAUAUCGUUAGAAUUUUGGUGCCAAUACAAUACAAUUUUAGUCGGAUAUAAUCAAAAUAAAAUGAUACGAAUUCAUGGAUAUGAAAGCGAUAUUUUAAAGGCAAUAUCAGCUAUUCAUAAAUUAUUUGCUUCUCGAUUGAAAGAAAAAUCCGAUAUCGAAGUACAAGAAGUGAUUGCUAAAAACAUUCCAUGGUAUGCCGUCAUUGAUCAAUCUAAAGUCCAAUUUGAUAGUAAAUUGAAUUAUGAAAUUGUCAAAAACUAUGAGAUUUACUGCCACAAUAAGACCAAGAUGAUUUUUAAUGUGGAUUCCGGAAGAAAAUCGAUUGAUUAUAAAGAAAUGAUCAUUACAGUUGAUGGAAAGCAAUAUCCGAUAGGGCAAUUUGCAUCAUCAUGCAAAGAUAUCGCCGUACCUCCACAUUGGGAUACAGCUGAUGGAAUAACAGAUGGCUAUUAUCGUACUUUUGAUGUCACCAAUCCAAAAGAGCGAAAUGAAAUUUCGUUACUUCUUGGAAACCACCAAAUUCUCAGAUUAACACGCAUCCAAAACUGGAAUCUAUAUCGCCGUUAUCAAAUUAUGAAAAAAGAGGUUGAAAGUACAGUUCAGAAGUAUCAACCAGGGACUCAAGUCGAAAGAAAGUUGUUCCAUGGUACCACAACAGCAAAUACCGAUAUUAUAUGUAGGAAAGGAUUUGAUAGAGAUUUUUCAGGAAAAUCACGAGGUUCUGCACUUGGAACAGGGACUUACUUUGCUAUCUCUGCUACUACAUCUCUCUCUUAUGGGAAAACAUUAAUAAUAGCUCGAGUUCUAACAGGCGUUUACGCCAAUGCAGGUUGUAGCAAUAAGCCUAAUUUAUCCAUUAUCCCUGGAAGUAAAUCAGAACGAAUCCAUUCUGUCGUUGAUAAUAUGAAUAAUCCAUCUGUAUUUGUAGUAUCAAAUGAUAAUUCAGCUUACCCUGAAUAUAUUGUUCAUGUUUAA